AUGCUUUCUGGAGAGGCUGGCAUCUGGUGGCAAGGUGCUUUACAAAGAAUGAUAGCUGCAGGUACCCAAGUGAACUGGGAGAAUUUCAAGCGGCUAUUCUUGGAGAAAUACUUUCCCCGAGAUGUGAGACAUAAGAAACAGGUGGAAUUCCUUGAGUUGAAGCAAGGAGAAAAUUCUGUGGCUGAGUAUAUUACUAAGUUUGAAGACCUGGUUAGAUUUUGUCCCAUGUAUGAUGGUGUGGGCAAUGAGGAGGACAAAUGUGUGAAGUUUGUGAGUGGUCUUCGCCCUGAGAUUAAACAAGUUUUCAAUUAUCAAGGGAUCACUCACUAUCAUGAAUUGGUAAACAAGUGCCGAGUAUACGAUGAGGACAACCUUGCUAGGGUAACUCAUUAUAAGAGUGGAGGACCCAUGAGGAAUAAUAAGUUUGGUUCAUCUAGUAAGAGUAAACCUUACACCAAGUCUGCUGGGGACUCAAGUUCUAAGGUGAAUAAUCAAGGUUCUGUGCAACAAAGGAGCCAAGCUCCAACGAUUAGCCAAAAUUCUAGAAGGGGAAGUGUGGGUUCUAUUCCACACAACAAUUGCUUCAAAUGUGGGAAGUCAGGUCAUAGGGCAGUUGAGUGUCGGACGCAAAGAGUUAUAACAUGCUUCAAAUGUCAAGCGAAGGGACACAAAGCUAGUCCAUGCCCCCAGAAUAGGAAAGAAACAACAGACGUUGGAGGGAGCGCUAGCAAACCUAGAGCGACAGGAAGGGUGUUUGCCUUGAGUGGUGUUGAAGCUACUCAAUCUGAAAACUUAAUCCAGGGCCAUAUUUUGAAGCUCCCAAACUUGGAAUCGGACAUUAUUGGUGUCUUUGGAAAGCUAAGAUAG
Molecule: messenger RNA, 867 nt
Organism: Cajanus cajan (pigeon pea)
Lineage: Eukaryota; Viridiplantae; Streptophyta; Magnoliopsida; Fabales; Fabaceae
Source: RefSeq, a predicted model, not a curated record